Messenger RNA from Suillus discolor, 2076 nucleotides. RefSeq lists its product as uncharacterized. Gene Ontology annotation, biological process: protein phosphorylation. Gene Ontology annotation, molecular function: ATP binding; protein serine/threonine kinase activity. The transcript is spliced from 9 exons. The record is from RefSeq and is a predicted model, not a curated record. Bases 1 to 2076 code for a protein of 691 amino acids. NCBI's taxonomy places the organism in Eukaryota, Fungi, Basidiomycota, Agaricomycetes, Boletales, Suillaceae.
AUGUCAGACUAUGAACUUCUCACCCAGUACACUGAGGAUGCCUAUGCCAAAGAAGAUCGAAUUUGCGACCGUCCGUCUUGCAUGGCCAACAUUAGGACUGGAGAGCCAUGUUUUUAUGUUGCGACCAUCGAGCCAGGUCAACGUGGGCGCUAUGUGUGUGAAUCCUGCCACUUGCAUUACGAGAAUAAACGAGCUACUUCAGUGAGACCUACAGGUAGUCGAACCUUACAAUCACAAGGCCGCGCCCCUCCUGAUCCACGUACAAUACAACAAUUGGUGAAUGCGGCACAACGAAGAUCGACACCUAAUCCGCCUCCUGUCGUUGCCAUACCUGGUGGUUCUCGUGCUAGAGGGCCAGAUAUUAGAAUCCCUACAUCGUGGCAAGGUUCAUCGUCCAUCCAGCAUUCGUCACAACAAGGUGCCAUUGGGUAUUCAUCGCAACACACACUUUAUGCUGCUGAGCGUGACUGCUGGGGGAAAAUGGCAUAUGCUUCGUCUCUAGCAGAGACCAUUUUGCUUGAAAUUACUGUGAACAUAUGUGAGGGUAAGAAGGACGUUGAUGCUCGAAUUGACGCGUCUGGGCUCAUCAAGCUAGCUUUGGAGACUGUCAUCCCAAAGUUACGCAAAUUCAAUGGAGAAUUUGUCUGGCGUGUUGAGGAGUUCGUAAUCCGAGAUGCUGCAUGGGUGGACCUAUCCAAUGACCCGCAAUCGGUUCCCUAUUUCUAUGAUCAAUGCCUGCAGCCAUCUCGCAAAGGCACCAAAUCGACCUUCAAAUCUAAACAAUUUGCGCUGAUGGUCAUUGUCCCAGAGGCUCAGUGGAAUGAAUACAAGAAUUGGUUGGAACUUCGUGCAGAAAUGGAAGCUGAAGCUAUCCGAACGAGCUGCACUCAGUCUAGCGAACGUGCUACUGCUCACACAGCUGUCGGUUUCAAUGUGCCCUCAUCAGCAACAACUUCACUCGCUGAAAACAAGCUUUUCUUACCAUCCAUGACCACCAACAAUUCUGUGACGGUCUCUACCAAGAGAGCCCACCAGCGUGCUGAAAGCUCUAGCAGUCUCAGUGGUACUUCAUCUCCACCUCGAAAGAAGAAUCCACCUCCCGCAGCUUUUCAUUCACCUGAUCGUGAUCUGCUCAAAGAAGUCUUGAAGAUCGGCGGAGGUGCCAACUUAAAUGUAAAGCAAGUCUUUGGACUACAUAGCGAAAGUGUGCAAUUCCACCCAAUCCCUACCCGCGAUAUCACCAACCUCUUGCUACACAAACAGCAUCAUUCAUUUUCGGUGGACACAGCUGAAUCUUCCAUUGGACAGCUGACUAUUGAUACAUCGACAGAUGGCUUCAUUGGAAUUGGUGGCUUCAAGACUGUGAACGCUGGAUGGCUCACACUCACAGCUCCUCCCAAGACUGGUCUUGGAUCAGUGGCUCGUCAUAAGGUCGUGGUCAAACGGCCAUUCGAAAAAGUAUUUCUGACUGCUAUGAAGGUUGGAGCUUAUAAAGUCAGCCGGUAUUCACUUGUCGACGAGCUACAGAAGCUAUUCAGAGAGGCCAACAUCUUAUACUGGUCCAAGUCUUUAUUAAAGCUCACAUACGACUUUAUUGAUCAUUCCAUUGCGUCCUCACCUGAACCCCCGCCAUUUGCUGUCCCACAUCCUGGAGCGAAGACAGGGUCAACACAGGCUGUCUUUCUCCUUGAAGAGCUCAUUGAGGGUGGUGAUGAUAUGUUUGUCAAAUUCAUCCACAAUAUGGAUGCCAAUCCAUUGCUCGAUGAAUUGGACUAUGGCUAUGACAUGGCCGAAUUCUUUGUUUUCACGCAGCAUGUCCAGUAUGUCAAGACUGGCAAGCUAGCUUUCAUGUCCGACUAUCAGGGUAGUACAACUCAAUACCGAUGUUGGGAUAGGUCGGUCAGCAAUGGAUGUGAUAUUUUUGGUGAGGGAAAUAUCGAGGCAUCUGUCAGCAAAUUCGAAGACCAGCAUGCCUGCAACGAGUACUGUGAAUGGUUUGGGCUGGAGAUAUUUGUGAAGGAAGCGAACGACGAUGAAGCAGCUGCGAAUGACGAUGAAGUAGUUGUAGAAAAUUAG